AUGGGUCUCUCUUCUUACCUGCGCAAGGUCUACGACCUCGACACCCUCGACACGCGAUUUAUCUCGUCGACAUCCGUUCCCUACCAGACCGUCAUCGAUGCUCGCGACGACCCGGCCGUCGAGAGAGAGGCUGCGGCCAGGGCCCGGAGCUCUGCACCGCCGCCGAAAUGGCGGACGCCCGAGUUCUUUCUCUACUACAUCGUCUUCAUCGUCGUCGUCCCGUAUAUGUUCUGGAUAGCAUAUGAUGUAUCAAGACCUUCUGAUCCUAGGUAUCCCAAAUAUGAGAAAUACUUGUCGGACGGAUGGAUCCCGGGGCGAAAAAUCGACAACUCCGACGACCAGUACCGCACGUUUCGAGACAACUUCCCCAUCAUGACGGGCCUCUUGAUAUUCCACCCACUGCUGCGAAAAGGAUGGGAAUCGGUGUACAAGCCGUCUGCGCGCGGCGCCAGAGGCUCGACGAGACUGGACCAGCGUGCGUCCUUCGAUUUCAUCUUUGCCAUCGUCUUCAUCGUCAUUCUGCAUGGCAUAUCGUCCUUCAAGAUCCUCGCCAUUCUCGCCAUCAACUACCAACUUGCGACCAAACUGCCUCGCAAGUACGUCCCCGCGGCGACUUGGAUAUUCAACAUCGGAACGCUGUUUGCCAAUGAGUUGACUAUGGGAUACCGGUUCCAGCUCUUGGCGAAUUGGGUCGGCCCUCCGUGGGGACCGCUGGCGCAUUGGGGAUAUUGGCUGGAUCGAUGGGGAGGAAUCUUGAGACGCUGGGACAUUCUGUUCAACAUUACCAUUCUGCGGCUCAUCAGCUUCAACUUGGACUACUACUGGAGCAUUGACAAGCGUAACUCGAACUCUCUAGAGAAGAAGGGAUUGGAUCCCGCCAGCCUUUCCGAGCGCGACCGAAUCUCGAUCCCUGCCGACAUCAGAGACUAUUCCUUUCGCAACUACGUGGCGUACGCAUUGUACGCGCCGCUGUAUAUUGCCGGUCCGAUCCUGACUUUCAACGACUACAUCUCGCAGUCCAAGUAUCGCGCCGCGAGCAUCGAAUGGCCUCGCACGAUUCGGUACGGCAUUCGGUUCCUGCUCGUCCUUCUCUCCAUGGAGCUCAUCCUGCACUACGACUAUGUCGGCGCAAUCAGCAAGGCGGCCCCUGUCUGGAGCGACUACACUGCCGCUCAGCUUAGUCUUCUGUCCUUCUUCAACCUUCACAUCAUCUGGCUGAAGCUGCUCCUUCCAUGGCGCAUGUUCCGCCUCUGGGCCUUGGUGGAUGGCAUUGACCCGCCAGAGAACAUGGUCCGAUGCGUGAGCAACAACUAUAGCACGCAGCUCUUCUGGCGCGCCUGGCAUCGUUCGUACAACCGCUGGCUCAUCCGGUACAUUUACAUCCCUCUGGGUGGCUCGUCCUUCCGCAGCUGGCAGUCGUCGGUCAAAUCGGUCGUCACGUAUCUGCUGGUCUUUACGUUUGUCGCACUUUGGCACGACAUCAAGCUCCGCCUGCUGAUCUGGGGCUGGCUCAUUGUCAUCUUCAUGGUGCCGGAGUGGACGGCCAGCUACUUGUUCCCCAAGAGGAAGUGGGAGAACCGGCCCACGGAGUAUCGCAUGCUCUGCUGCAUCGGAGCGGUGGGCAAUGUGCUGAUGAUGAUUUCCGCCAACCUGGUUGGCUUUGCGGUUGGUCUUGAUGGCUUACAGAGCAUUCUUAGCAGCAUUCUGCAUGAUUGGUCAGGUGUGUUCUUCAUCCUCACCGCGUCUGUUUGCUUGUUUGUGGGCGUCCAGGUCAUGUUUGAGAUUCGCGAAUCCGAGAAGCGCAAGGGUGUUUUGAUGAAAUGUUGA
Molecule: messenger RNA, 1827 nt
Organism: Trichoderma citrinoviride
Lineage: Eukaryota; Fungi; Ascomycota; Sordariomycetes; Hypocreales; Hypocreaceae
Product: MBOAT-domain-containing protein
Exons: 4
Coding region: 1-1827 (608 amino acids)
Biological process (GO): GPI anchor biosynthetic process
Cellular component (GO): endoplasmic reticulum
Source: RefSeq, a predicted model, not a curated record